UAAGACCCGAUAGCUGGUACUGGCCGUAGGGAGUGUUUUUGUCAGAUUCCGGUGCACAACCGACUAGCCAAUAAAGAGACCGAGUGAUGAAGGACGGCGAAGUGGAUAAUGGUGGCAGCGACAAUCCGCGGGAAGUUGCCGGAGCGGAUGGCCCGCUGGAAAAUGUUCCGGCACCGCCGACCGAAAUAGCAGCCUCGAUUGUACGCUCCAGCCUGGCACAGAUAGAAAUAAAAGCGUCCGCAAUACUGACACGGAUCGAGCACGUCACGGGUGGCGUGCAAACCGGUGGGCAAAGCCAGUCGGCACCGAAACCAGACGUGCAGUCGCGCUCGGGCUCGAUAAAGGAACCGCUGCCGUCGAAGAAAUCGCCCCGCGAGGUGAUGGCAACGCUGGAGGACUUUCUCGCCAACCUGUGCGGUGACGACGAGCAGCAGGACGGCUGUCUGCCGGUGCUCGACGAAGUGUCCCAGCUGGCGGUGCUGCAGCAUUCGACGGCGGCGUACGUACGUACCCUCAGCCGCAAGCAGCUGCUCCUACUGGUGGAACGGGUGCGGUGCGAAACCGCCUACUGGCUCGGGAAGCUGUUCAAAUUCGCCAUGUUCCACACCGCCUUCUAUCGCGACGAUGCCGAGUGCACGCUGCAGGUGCUGCGCAUCGCGUACCUGCACCAUCAGACCGAACUCCGUGCGGCGGUGACCGAGACGGGCCCGUCCGGCAUGAGCAUCUAUCUGUCCGAUAAGUCCGAGCUGCUGCCGGUGGUGGAGAAUACCUGCCGCUACAUGGGCUGGUCGCAGUCGUGCAUUCGGCUCGUUCCGUCGGAGCAGGCGAGCGAUGCCGCCGAUGGCAUUGCCGGUCGGAUGAACCUCAACGCGCUGGAGAGCAUGAUCGAGGCGGACCUUGGGUACGACAUCCGCCCGAUGAUGGUGAUCGGCACCGUCGGGUCCGCGACGACCGGUGCUAGCGACGAUCUCGAGAAGCUCAUCGCCAUUUGUGCCUCACAUCGCGUAUGGUUGCACUGCCAUGGUUACGGGUUGGCCGCCCUGGUGCUCACCAAACAUUGGGUAGGUAAACCCCACCCCCGCCUUUCUCGGGUGCAUCCGUUUCAAAACAUUUCUCCUCCACAGAUGACCACGCAACCCAACUCGAUGACGCUCAGCCUCGACGCCUGGCUUGGCGUGAUCGGCGUUCCGUCGGUGCUCGUGCACAAAUCACCGAACGAUCCGGGCUGGUUCCAGGGCGUGUCCACCGUGUUCGACAGCGAUCCGGUGCUGUCGACGCGGAUCUCCAGCCUGAGCGUGUGGUCGGCCUUAGAGGUGCUCGGCGCGGACCAGCUGGCCGAGCGUAUCUUCUCCGCGUUCGACUCGUGCCAAGAGCUGUGCAAGAUGCUGCUCCAGUUCGACGGCAUCCACGUCGUGACCAAACCGAUGUUCUACGAAUCGAGUGAAUCAUAUCGGAAAAUAUUAAUGCAAGCGUACGAUUACGAGACGUUGUUCGGACAAGCCGUGCCUAUAGUGUUGUUCCAGUUUGAUGGCCACGGCAGUUCGCGGAGCCACUCCGAGCAGUCCGCUGAGGCCGAGGAGGAGGGAGAGGCGAAGGAGCAGGAGGAGAGGGAGAACGAAGAAGGAGCGGCUGCGUUGCCGGCGGAAGACGUCGGCAUCAGAAAGAACCGCUCGAACGCACAGUACUACGAUCGGCUGAAUAGUUGGUUCGGGCAGAAUCUGGUGCAGGACGCGCCCCAGCUGAACGUGACGGUGAUGGAGCACGAGGUGUACGGCACGGUCAUCCGCUACUGUCCGUUCGGGACCGGCUACGCCGAGCAGCUGCCACGCACGACCGAGACGCUGCUCGGCAUCGAGCGCUCGCUCGAGACGCACAUCGAAAUCCUGCGCUCCACCGUCCUGCACCGGGUGCGCUUCCAGCAGCUGGUGGCCGAGAGCAGCGUGCUCCGGCUGGUCGAGCUGCACGACUGGGCCGGGCUCGGCGUUGUGCAUUACGUGCCUGAGGGCUGGGAGUCGCUCGGCACCGACCAGGCGAAGGACUACCUGAACAAGCUCAACCAGGCGCUGGUCGAGGCGCUCCAGGCAACCGACAGCGCCUUCUCCCAGGGCGAGAGCAGCGAGGGGUUAAUCUGUGUUAAAUUCGGCAUGGUGAUGAGCGAAACGGACGUGGACGAGCUGCUGGAGCUGGUGAUACAGACGGCGCGCUCGGUGCAAGAAAAAUCCAAGGUCUUCGACACGAUGACCGAGAUACUGAAGAAGGGCAUCGAGGCGGCUACGAUCGAUCUGCAGCGCGAGGCGGAGGAGAAGCUCCGGCAGGAGGGUAUCCUGCGCCAGAUGCCGCUGGUCGGGCGGGUGGUCAACUGGUGGGCCCCGCCGUCCAAGGAGACGGGCAUGAAGGGCCGCAGCCUCAACCUCACGCAGGGUGUCGUCGAGAGUACGGAGAAUAUUUACAAGUACCACAUGCAGAUGACGCCACAAACGUCGAACCAGCUGCCCGGCAAUAAGGGUCCCCCGGCACCGUUGGUUCAGAAACCGAUCAGUCCCGACCAGCGCCAGCAGCAACCGGCGCAACAGCCACCCGCUGCUAACCAACAGCAGGUCGAGUCGGCUCAGCAUUCGCGCAAUGCCAGUUCGAGCAGUGAGCUGUCCGGUCGGGGUGUCGCUACCGGCACCACGCCACCCGUGCUCAUCAAGCUGCCGACCCGAAAGCCGAUGAUGCCUCUCGUACAGCAGAUGCAGCAGGUGCAAUUGCAGCAGCAACCACCAUCAUCGCCACCGCAGCAGGACUCUCAGGAUCGGGUGACCAGCUCCACGCCGUAGAAUAAGGAGGCGGUAGAAAGGGGGUACGUAUAACCAGCCGGCGCCACCAGCAAUAAGCGAGAAGAUAGGGGAGGGCGUUUACCAAAGCCGUUUUUAAUCAUUUAAGUUUCCUUGACCACUUUCCUUCCGUUCGCUUUCGCGUCGCCGUGCUGCGCCGGGGGAUUCGUCACGCACGAAGCGUGAUCUUCUGUUUCCGUUUUUUUUGUACGUUUUAAUUUCCUGUUUCGUUUUCACCUCCGACGCCCUUGUUAGUGUGAGCUCUCUCCUUCCGUUCUUUUCUCGAGCCCACGCUGGAAGUUUUAUUUUGUUUUUAAGUUAUAGCCUCUUCUCUCCAAUUCCUCUUACACCGUUUUCGAGCCCAGGUAAGCAUCGUUCAACUGCUUCUGUAUCACUGUUCAACCGUAAGUGAACAUUUGACGUCCAACUGAAAUACUGUUGCCUAUCUGUGCAUGAUCCAAACGCAAAUGAAUAAAGUUCAAUCGCAACGAAACAUUUGAUGCCUCCGAUGUCAAUGCAGGUUUAUAUUGGCCGGAUUAGUUUUUUUGUCCUAUUAUCGCUUUUUAAAAUCUUUGUAAAACAAUCAUUGAGUUGGAAAUCUUAUGGUAAAUAAUUAGCUGCGGAGCACAAAGAGCUUUUUUAAUCAUUCAAGUGAGUUAUUGACGAACAUGGCAGACGAAAAUAAUGAAGAAAUGCCAUCCCAAAAUCCACGAAAACUUACAACAACUGUAAAACGACUUCUUACGAAGAUUAAGAACUUUUUAAGCCGAAUGCCGAUUAUCAUAAGAUUUUAAUG
Anopheles coustani is the source of this 3612-nucleotide messenger RNA. RefSeq names its product pyridoxal-dependent decarboxylase domain-containing protein 1. Gene Ontology annotation, cellular component: intracellular membrane-bounded organelle. The record is from RefSeq and is a predicted model, not a curated record. The transcript has 6 exons. NCBI's taxonomy places the organism in Eukaryota, Metazoa, Arthropoda, Insecta, Diptera, Culicidae. Bases 87 to 2819 code for a protein of 910 amino acids.